This is a messenger RNA of Adelges cooleyi (spruce gall adelgid), 1159 nucleotides long. It is a transcript of the gene cnir, whose product is annotated as protein cornichon homolog 4. The record is from RefSeq and is a predicted model, not a curated record. Gene Ontology annotation, cellular component: endoplasmic reticulum membrane; COPII-coated ER to Golgi transport vesicle. Bases 181 to 645 code for a protein of 154 amino acids. The transcript has 6 exons. Lineage: Eukaryota; Metazoa; Arthropoda; Insecta; Hemiptera; Adelgidae. Gene Ontology annotation, biological process: endoplasmic reticulum to Golgi vesicle-mediated transport.
UGUUUACAAUUCGGUAUUAUUAUUUACUACGAAUCAAAUUAAAACAUCGAGUAUGAAAUGUUUCAUAAUUAGAUAGGUACAUAUUGUUUAAAUAUUUUUCCCAAGUGAUGUGCAUUUUAAAUAAUUUCCACGAGUAGUCAUUAAAGUGUCUCAGUAAGUGGUAAAUAACGCAAACUCAUCAUGUGGGAUAUUAUGGUUUACGCAUUUUCGAUGUUCCUCACCGGGGCAUUACUGUUCUUGAUGGUGUACUCUAUUAUAACAAUAUCGGAUCUCGAAUGUGAUUACCUAAAUGCUCAAGAAUGUUGUUCUAGAUUAAAUUUUUGGGUUAAACCGAAAAUCGUCGCAGAAUCACUGUUAGUCGUUGGGUUCUUAUCGGACUUCAACUGGAGCCUAGCAUUAGUAAACAUACCACCAUUAGCAUGGUUAAUACGCGAGUAUAUGAUGAUACCCAGAGGUAAUAUGGGACUGUACGAUCCAACUGAAAUACACCACCGUGGUCAGAUACGUAAAAGCAUGAGGGGUUUCGUUAUAUUUACCGGAUGGUAUCUUCUCACGUUUUUCUUUUAUUUGUACUUUAUGAUAUUGUCCGUGUUAAAAGGCAAUCCCUUGGAGACUGAAGAUCCGUUGCACGUUGAUAAAUUCUAGUCAGACGCACACAAUUGUUGUUAUUUAUAGUACAAUUUAUAUUGUACGAUUUUCUCUGUAUUAACUUUUACUAUAAGUAAUAAGUAAGUGCUUAUCGAUACCGCAUCAUUUAAAAUUUGUGUAGUGGUGUUUGAGUUAUUUUAUUUUUAACUGUAAGUUUAGGUUCCAUAUUUAAAAUUUUAUUUUUAUCAUGUUGAAAAUGUAUACUGUGUAACUAACUAAUGUGGUAAAUUUUAGUAUUAUUAUAUUUAAAGUAUAGCUUUGAUUUCCUAAAAUAAUACAUUCUUCUAAAUCGGUAUUAUAAAACAUAAUGCAAACAGUUUAAUACAUUCGAAACUAUAGUUUUUAUUUAAUUUUCAAGGUACAGUUAAAAAAUUGAUUGUAUUAAACACAAUGUAACGUUUAAAGAGAAAAAAGUUUAAUGUGUCGGAUCAGCGCACAAAUUAUGUUAAUUGUAUUUUACUGAAAUUAGGAUAAAAUAUGUAUUUGUGAAUAAUAAUUAUUAACAACUGUA